UUGCUUUUACUUCAGUUAUAAAUCAUAUCAUUCCUUAGUCACCAUCAGUGGAGGCUGACUGAGAACUAACCACUCACCUCUUCCUCCAUCUUCACCACAUUCUCUUCUAUUUACCAUUAUACCCUUCUUCCAUAAACACAUUUUAAUGGAGCAUAGAAAAACCUGCAUUGUAGUGUUGCACACUCUCUUACUACUGAGAAUAGCUGUUGCAACAAUGGAGUUCAAGAAUCUAACACUACCUGGUCAACACCCUUCCCCUGAACUUGUUUCUCAAGAUAUUCAAAGGAAGGUAAAUGUAUCAAUCACAAGAAGAGAAAUGCUAGCAUACACCAACAUUGACUCCUCAAUCUCAUGUUUAACCGGCAACCCAAUCGACGACUGCUGGCGGUGCGAUCCAAACUGGCAUCUCAACCGUCAGCGCCUGGCCGACUGCGGCAUAGGCUUCGGCCAGUAUGCCGCAGGCGGCAAAGGCGGGCGUUAUUACAUCGUGACCGAUUCAUCCGAUCACGAUGUAAUAAACCCUCGCCCCGGAACCCUCCGGUACGCGGUCAUCCAAACCGAACCCCUUUGGAUAAUCUUCCUAACCAACAUGCACAUCCAACUCUCACAAGAACUCAUCUUCAACAGCUUCAAAACCCUCGAUGGCCGCGGCGCAAACGUCCACGUCACCGGGGGCGGCUGCAUUACUCUCCAAUACAUAACAAACAUCAUUAUCCACAACAUCCACAUCCACCAUUGUUACCAAUCCGGUAACACCAUGAUCCGGUCCAGCCCGACCCAUUUCGGGUACAGAACAAGGUCCGAUGGGGACGGGAUAUCCAUAUUCGGGUCACGGGACAUUUGGAUCGAUCACUGCUCGUUGUCACAUUGUAAAGACGGGUUGAUAGAUGCGGUGAUGGGUUCAACAGGGAUUACGAUAUCGAAUAACUUUUUUUCGCAUCAUGAUGAAGUGAUGCUGCUUGGGCAUAGUGAUGAGUACCUGCCCGAUUCGGGUAUGCAGGUGACCAUCGCGUUUAACCAUUUUGGUAAAAGUUUGGUGCAACGGAUGCCUAGAUGCCGGCGAGGGUAUAUACAUGUUGUUAAUAAUGUGUAUUCGAGGUGGGAGAUGUAUGCGAUCGGAGGGAGUGGGAAUCCGACGAUUAAUAGUCAGGGUAACCGGUAUACUGCUCCGGCUAAUCGUAAUGCUAAGGAGGUACAAAAUUUUGAUAAAGUGACAAAGAGGGUGGAAACAGCACAAGAGCAUUGGAAGGGAUGGAAUUGGAGGAGUGAAGGGGAUAUUCUUAUGAACGGGGCGUUCUUCGUGGCGUCUGGCGAAGGGUUAGAGCUAAAGUACGAGAAAGCGUACAGUGUAGAGCCGAAAUCGGCUGCCUUGAUCGAUCAACUUACCAUGAACGCCGGCGUGCUUGGUAGCAGGAGCAACAAGCUUGGGAAAUGGACCGGUGGUGACGGAGGUGUAGAGGAUGAUGAAAAUGACUAUGGUGAAGAUAGUGAUGGGUCUUCUAAGCCAAAUACUAUGAAUUUGAUUUCAUCUUUAUUGAUUGCAUUGUUAUGUUUCAUGUUUAUGUGCUCUUCAUGUGAUCCGGUUAUGUUAUUGUGAUACCAAAAGAUUUCGGAAAAAGUUCUCCGAAUUGAUUUUAAAUCGACAAGGAAUUCAAGUUUUUGGUUCUUGGUA
Helianthus annuus (common sunflower) is the source of this 1672-nucleotide messenger RNA. RefSeq names its product probable pectate lyase 12. Lineage: Eukaryota; Viridiplantae; Streptophyta; Magnoliopsida; Asterales; Asteraceae. The record is from RefSeq and is a predicted model, not a curated record. The coding region runs from base 146 to 1597 and encodes 483 amino acids. Gene Ontology annotation, molecular function: pectate lyase activity. The transcript has 4 exons.